Molecule: messenger RNA, 327 nt
Organism: Brenthis ino (lesser marbled fritillary)
Lineage: Eukaryota; Metazoa; Arthropoda; Insecta; Lepidoptera; Nymphalidae
Source: the annotation of a GenBank genome assembly
AUGUCCGCCAUUAGUGGUGUGUAUAAAAGACCACCUAAAGCAGUCGUCGGCAACAUGCCAGCUGAUUGUAUUUUAUGGAACUCGGAGACUGGGUGUCCAUUUGCCGUAGAACAGGUACAUUUUUCAAAAUGCGUAAAAGACGCUCAGGUACGAAAUACAAUUGCUGCUCAAACAGGUUCACAAAAACCUCUGAAUGAGAGGCAUUUUGAAACAGCCAGAAAAGUGUUUUACCUUAUGGAGGAGAAUAUAAGUAAGCUGGGUAUAAAUCCUAGCAUAAUAUUACGUGAACUUGAUCGCACAAAGGAGUCAUAUUUACAAACGGCGAUC